Molecule: messenger RNA, 2498 nt
Organism: Lemur catta (Ring-tailed lemur)
Lineage: Eukaryota; Metazoa; Chordata; Mammalia; Primates; Lemuridae
Gene: ERLEC1
Product: endoplasmic reticulum lectin 1
Exons: 14
Coding region: 218-1669 (483 amino acids)
Biological process (GO): retrograde protein transport, ER to cytosol; endoplasmic reticulum unfolded protein response
Cellular component (GO): endoplasmic reticulum lumen
Source: RefSeq, a predicted model, not a curated record
GAUACGCGGCGUGCCCCGGAAACGGUGGGGGGAGGUCCAGGGGGGCGGAGGCGGCGUUGCCGGGCUCUCCGGAAGGAGACGUGGCGGCGGUCGGGACCCCGUCUGCCUGGGAGCGUUAUAGUCCCGCCGCCUCCUUCUCUUCCUACUCCUCCUACUACUCCUCUCCUCUUUGGGCGGAGGAGGUUGUGGUGGCGGCUGGAGAAAGCGGCAGCGGAGGAUGGAGGAAGGAGGCGGCGGCGUGCGGCAUCUAGUCCCCGCUGGGCCGGUGUUACUGGUCCUCUGCGGCCUCCUGGAGGCGUCCGGCGGCGGCCGAGCGCUCCCUCCACUCAGCGAUGACAUCCCUUUCCGAGUCAACUGGCCCGGCACCGAGUUCUCUCUGCCCACAACUGGAGUUUUGUAUAAAGAAGAUAAUUACGUCAUCAUGACAACUGCACUUAAAGAAAAAUAUAAAUGCAUACUUCCCCUCGUGACAAGUGGGGAUGAGGAAGAAGAAAAGGAUUAUAAAGGUCCUAAUCCAAGAGAACUUUUGGAACCGCUAUUUAAACAAAGCAGUUGUUCCUACAGAAUUGAAUCUUAUUGGACUUAUGAAGUAUGUCAUGGAAAACACAUUCGGCAGUACCAUGAAGAGAAAGAAACUGGUCAGAAAAUCAAUAUUCACGAGUACUACCUUGGGAAUAUGUUGGCUAAGAACCUUCUAUUUGAAAAAGAUCGAGAAGCAGAAGAAAAGGAAAAAUCAAAUGAGAUUCCCACUAAAAAUAUCGAAGGUCAGAUGACACCAUACUAUCCUGUGGGAAUGGGAAAUGGUACACCUUGUAGUUUGAAACAGAACCGGCCCAGAUCAAGUACUGUGAUGUACAUAUGUCAUCCUGAAUCUAAGCAUGAAAUUCUUUCAGUAGCUGAAGUUACAACUUGUGAAUAUGAAGUUGUCAUUUUGACACCACUCUUGUGCAAUCAUCCUAAAUAUAGGUUCAGAGCAUCUCCUGUGAAUGACAUAUUUUGCCAAUCACUGCCAGGAUCGCCAUUUAAACCCCUCACCCUGAGGCAGUUGGAGCAGCAGGAAGAAAUACUAAGGGUGCCUUUUAGGAGAAGUAAAGAGGAAGAUUUGCAAUCAACUAAAGAAGAGAGAUUUCCAGCAAUCCACAAGCCCAUUACUGUUGGCUCUCAACCGAUGCUCACUGUUGGAACAACCCACAUAUCCAAAUUGACAGAUGACCAACUCAUAAAAGAGUUCCUUAGUGGUUCUUACUGCUUUCACGGGGGUGUUGGUUGGUGGAAAUAUGAAUUCUGCUAUGGCAAACACGUACAUCAAUACCAUGAGGACAAAGAUAGUGGGAAAACCUCUGUGGUUGUGGGGACAUGGAACCAAGAAGAGCAUAUUGAAUGGGCUAAGAAGAAUACUGCUAGAGCCUAUCAUCUUCAAGACGAUGGUACCCAGACAGUCAGGAUGGUGUCACAUUUUUAUGGAAAUGGAGAUAUUUGUGAUAUAACUGACAAACCAAGACAGGUGACUGUAAAACUAAAGUGUAAAGAAUCAGAUUCUCCUCAUGCUGUUACUGUAUAUAUGCUAGAGCCUCACUCCUGUCAGUAUAUUCUUGGGGUUGAAUCUCCAGUGAUCUGUAAAAUCUUAGAUACAGCAGAUGAAAAUGGACUUCUUUCUCUCCCCAACUAAAGGAUAUUAAAGUUGGAGGGAAGAAAAUAUUGAAAGUCAUGAUGAUUUCUGUCUAACCGUGUGUCUCAUUAUGAAGUUUUUAGCCAUUUGACCUCAUCCAAAGGAAUCGUAUAAAAGGACUUUCAACCACUUUGUGAAUAUAUAUGUGUAUAUAAGAGAUUAUUGAUAAACUUCUAAGGCAGACAUUUUGUCUCACUUUUUUCAUUUUUGUUGUCUUAUGAACAGAUUGUGUUUUUUCUUUGCUUGGAUAUGUGAUUCCAAAAUAAAUCUCAUCCAAGCACGUCAGAGUCCAACCUAAUCAAAUAUAAUUGUACCUAUUGAAAGUUUUUAAGUAAUAGAUUUAUUAUGUAAAUUGUGGUAUAUAUAACUAGCUAAUGAAGAAAAGAAUUGAUAGGAGAUUGUUUAAAUGAGAGACCAUGUAAAAUAUGUAAAUUCUAGUGCCUGAAAUCCUUUCAACAAAUUUUUAUAUAGUAACUACUCUCUACCAGGCAUUAAACUAGAAACUGGGCACAUAGUAGAGCCUUAACAUGUGAGUUUUCUUCACCUCUGUUAAUCUCAAGAAAUUCUUAUUUGUAAUAGGUUGCUUUUCUCUCAGAAGUUUUAUUUAUUUCUUUCUCCUUCUUAUGAGUGUGCUCACUCCCAGAGUAUGUAUCUGGUGUAGACCGUUGGUGAGUCUUCUCUGACUUAGAAUGAUUUACUCUAACAAACACACUGUGCUGGCUAUCCACUGUACUUGCCUACUGUAUGUACAGAUUUUUGUUCUGGACAGUUUACAGCACAAUAUUUAUUUUAAAGUGAAUAAAAUGUUCACAAGCAGUGUUGUCAUGUA